AUGCUGCUUCUGCCAUUUCAACUGUUAGCUGUUCUCCUCCCAGGUGUUGACAAUGAGGAUGGCUUCCAGGGACCAAGCUCUUACCAUGUCAUCCAGAUCUCAUCCUUUGCCAACAACACCUGGGCAAAAAAUCGAGGUUCAGGCUGGUUGGAUGAUUUGCAGAUUCACGGCUGGGACAGUGACUUGGGCACUGGCAUAUUCCUGAAGCCCUGGUCCAAAGGCAACCUCAGUGAUGAGGAGAUUGCUGAGCUGGAGGAACUAUUCCGAAUCUACUUCUAUGGAUUUACUGAAGAAAUCCAGGAGCAUGCCACUGAAUUCCAGAUAGAAUACCCCUUUGAGAUCCAGGGCAUAGCAGGCUGUCAGCUACAUUCUGGGGGAGCCAUAACAAUCUUCGUGAGUGGAGCUUUAGGAGGACUGGAUUUCCUGAGAUUUGACAAUGAUACAUGUGUGCCUUCCCCAGAGGGUGGUAUCAAAGCACGGAUACUCUGCACACUACUCAUGCAAUAUCAGGGAAUGAUCGUCAUUGCAAAGAAGCUCCUGUUUGAAACCUGCCCCCAAUUUCUGUUGAGCAUCCUGGAUGCAGGGAAGGCAGAGCUGCAAAGGCAAGUGAAGCCUGAGGCCUGGCUGUCCAGUGGCCCCAGCCCUGGACCUGGCCGUCAGCUGUUGGUCUGCCACGUCUCAGGAUUCUACCCAAAGCCCGUGUGGGUGAUGUGGAUGCGGGGUGAGCAGGAGCAGCCGGGCACUCAGCACAGCGACCUCCUGCCCAAUGCAGACUGGACAUGGUAUCUCCGAGCAACCCUGGACGUGGCAGCUGAGGAGGCGGCCAGCCUGUCCUGCCGGGUGAAGCACAGCAGUCUAGAGGGCCAUGACAUCGUCCUCCACUGGGGACAACCCAUCUCUAUUGCUUUGAUGUGUGUGGCAAUAAUAGUGCCCUCCUUCAUCCUUUUACUGAUCUUUGCAUUAUGGUAUAUGAGGCGCUGGUGA
Otolemur garnettii (small-eared galago) is the source of this 984-nucleotide messenger RNA. Its product is annotated as T-cell surface glycoprotein CD1b-like. Gene Ontology annotation, cellular component: external side of plasma membrane. Gene Ontology annotation, biological process: antigen processing and presentation, exogenous lipid antigen via MHC class Ib; positive regulation of T cell mediated cytotoxicity; immune response. Lineage: Eukaryota; Metazoa; Chordata; Mammalia; Primates; Galagidae. The transcript has 5 exons. The record is from RefSeq and is a predicted model, not a curated record. Gene Ontology annotation, molecular function: exogenous lipid antigen binding; lipopeptide binding; endogenous lipid antigen binding. The coding region runs from base 1 to 984 and encodes 327 amino acids.